AUGUCAGGAUUAUUGGCUUGGAAAUCACCUUUCCUAUUGAAUGCUGUUGUUGAUGCAGUGAAUAUAUCACCUGAUGAUGAAGUCCUAGAGCUUGGAAUUGGGUUCGGCGAUGGUGUUUUGCGCUCUUACAAGCGUGUGAAAGAAGGCAAAGGAACAAUAUACACUGUAGAUAGAUGGACAUCAUUAUUUGGAGCGGUUCGAGGACGUUUUCCUAAGAAUGCAUUGGAAGAUAAACGGAUUGUUUUUAAUGAAGUGUCCGAUGCAAAACUUUUGCCAUUCAACAAUGAUUUUUUCGACAAAAUAUUUCAUGUUCAUUCACCAUACUUUUGGGCAUCUGAUUUGCCAGCAACACUAACUGAGAUAAUUAGGGUGCUGAAACCCGGUGGUAUCUUCUUAUGCGGCAUGGAUUUGAAAAAGCUUGAAUUGCUGGAAAAAGGAAAGUUAAUUAGGCGACGACAAUUUGAUCCAACUCGGUAUAUUUUCGAACUGGAACCCGCUGGAUUUGAGGAUAUCAGAAUGGAGUAUAUCAAGGGAAUGACAAGCAAAGAAUAUCAGUUGAUAUUUGCCAAGAAACCACUAGAAAUCAAAGAACUACGAGAUCCGGAUAAAGUCGCUGCUUACCUCAAAAAUAAGCUAAUGAAGGAAUACAUUAUUGAGCGUGGUAUUGAUGAAGGUCAUUCACUAGUGGAAAUCGAACAAGGUUUUUUGCAUGAUGAAACCUACGAUGAUGUAAGAUUGUUAGAAGAAAGUAAACCUAAUCGCAUAACCAGUUCUAAGCUUUAA
Messenger RNA from Brugia pahangi, 783 nucleotides. The record is from the annotation of a GenBank genome assembly. NCBI's taxonomy places the organism in Eukaryota, Metazoa, Nematoda, Chromadorea, Rhabditida, Onchocercidae.